AUGCCGAAUGUUCCUUCGGCAUUCUCUACCGAUUCUAGGAUCAUCUACGGUCCAUCAACUACCCACGCCAACUUUCGGCAUAGUGUGCCGAGCGACCAAUGGUCACAUCAAUCCAACUCUGACAAGUCGUCUCAGAACUCCUGCCAGAACCUGUCAGAGCACGUGUCGAUCUCCGAAGACUCUCCCACGAGUCCCACAUCGAAACUGAUGCUUCCACUGUCAAUAGAAUCGCUCUUAGUUACUAACUUUGGCAUCGGAGUGCCUUCGGCAGGUACCACACCGGUAUCCCCUCCUCAGUUCGGAUCCAGCCCCCGCUCGAACCUUCGGACAUCACGGAAGAAGGUCACCCCGGUCCUCAUCCAUCAGCAUACUUGGGCUACAAAUGGUCCAGAUGAACUAUACUGA
Prunus armeniaca (apricot) is the source of this 405-nucleotide messenger RNA. NCBI's taxonomy places the organism in Eukaryota, Viridiplantae, Streptophyta, Magnoliopsida, Rosales, Rosaceae. The record is from the annotation of a GenBank genome assembly.